UUUUUUUUUUUUUUGGUUCGUUUUACAUCCUGUCGAGAAUCCUUCAAUAAUAUUGAGACGUCACCAGUUGUAGGUGAAGUACCACAAAGGUGUUGCAUGUCAUUCUUUGGCAGCUUUUGCCAAACCCAAAGGGCCCAGGAGUCCUGAACAAACCCAAAGGGCCCAGGAGUCCUGAACAAACCCAAAGGGCCCAGGAGUCCUGAACAAACCCAAAGGGCCCAGGAGUCCUGAAAUUUACAAUUUUUGUCCCCCUUGUCCAAAAAAUGCUUCAUACCAAAUUUGAAAAGAAUUGGAAUGGUAGUUAGCAAGAAGUAAAAAAAAAAAACCCAACAAAAACUCACGACGGACAACAACGGAUGCUGACCAAUUGUAAUAAGUCACCCGAGUUUACUCAGUUUAGUUUACCGAGUUUAGAUAAAAACAAGACGACCACAGGCCUUAUUGCUCAGCGGAGUACUGGUUAAAAGUAUCACUAGGCCCAAGGCACAGGUUUCUGUAAAUGACUUAUGACCUCUGUAUACUAAUAAUAACACGUGUUAUUAUUUAGUAUACAGAGGUCAUAAGUCAUUUACAGAAACAAGUGCCUGUGGCCCAAGGUCUAUUAAAUAUAGAAAAAAAUUCCUAUUCUGCAUAUCUAAGUUAAAUCCCUCACGAAUAGCUCUUAUCCUUAAACGAAUUUGACUCCACUUUUUUGGCACACUGUUUUUGCCUAUAAUAGCUUUAAAACUUCAUUGUUAUUUCGGAUUUCAAACAUUUCGGUUGAGCAUCACUGAAGAGACAUAAUUUGUCGAAAUGCGCAUCUGGUGCAUCAAAAUUGGUACCGUACAAGUUUUACAUUCAGCAACAGCAUAAAACAAGAUAUGUUCUUAAAACUUAAAUGCCCCCCCCCCCCCCCCCCCCACCCGAAAGUGCCUACAAUGAUGAAAGACUUCACAUAAUAUAAUAUAUGUAACAUCACAGGAGUCUGAAUGAAAUAAAAAUAAAGGAAAAAAUUAUCCAAUCCGCAAAUUUUUUUUAUCCAUCAUCUUCUAUCAAAAUACACCAGGAUGGCAACGGAAUUAAAGGGGGGGGGGGCUCCGCUGAAGAAAAAAAAAUCAUCUCAGGUUUAGGAUUUUUAUUUCAAUCUAAUUGAUAAAACUUCAAACUCAUGUGGUAACAUUAACACAACAUGACUAAUUUGGACCCAUCCUAGAGUAAAACCCUAUACAUGUAUUGGUAUUUGAUCUUCUUGUCAGCAACACUUGCUUCAAGAAAUGUGACAGCCACCUAGCGACAUACAAGUCUGGAGGCGCAGCUACACAGAUUGACUUCAUCCUGUUUCGUAAGAACAUGCACAAACUUGUCACAGAUGUGAAGGUAAUCCCUGGUGAGGAAGUUACUCUACAGUGUCAGCUCCUAGUUUGUGACAUGUUGAAUGACAUGCCAUCCAAAGCCAAGCAAAAGUUCACACCUCGCCUGAAAGUCUGGAAACUCAAGGAUCAAGCAACUUGCAGAUACUUCCAGGAAGCAUUUGAAUCACAUGUAUCAGUCUCAGCAAUGGGAGCCGAAGCCACUACCGAGGAAAUCUGGACUAACUUCUAAACAGGUUUACUGAUGACAACUGAGAAGGUGUGUGGCAUAACAUGAUCCCACCGAUGGCGACAAGAAACUUGGUGGUGGACAAACCUUGUGGAACAGACCAUCACAGCUAAAAGGUUAGCUUACAAGGCCUGGAAGUCCGGAAAUGGCACAAGAGCAGAGUAUGAUGCGGCCAAGCGUACAUCUAGACCAGCAGUUCAUCCUGCUCGCUAUGAGGCAGAAAAGCAGAUAUACGAAAACGUAGAUACCAGGUCUUCAGAGGUACCGCCUUGCAAACCAGAUGCGAAGGGAGAAUGUUGAUGUUGUGGGCGACAAACAGUAAAGAAUGACGCAGGUGAGAUGUCAUUGAACCAAGAAACAUAGGAGAAAGCUUGGCUAGAGCACUAUGAAAGGCUCCUAAAUGUGGAAUUUGACUGGGACCCUGAACACCUAACCGAUGAACCACCACUGGAAGAGCCACCUGUCCCAAUCACAAUUGAUAUGGUGAAAAAGGCCAUCUCCAAGAUGAAGUCGGGUAAAGCAGCUGGACCAUCGGGAAUAGUAGUGGAGAUGAUCAGAGCCGCAGGUGACACAGGUGUAUCCAUGAUUCGUGACCUCGCAUCCUCAAUCGUCCGUGAUGGCAAGGUCCCCACUGACUGGGAGCAGAGGUUCAUUGUCUGCCUCUACAAGGGCAAGGGUGAUGAUCUGGAUAGGGGCAACUACCGUUGACUCAAACUGACAGAACAAGUUAUGCAAGUCCUGGAGAGGAUUGUGGACAGCCUCAUUAGGCAGUUGGUGACAAUUGAUCACUCCCAGUUUGGCUUUGUCCCUGGCAGAGGUACAACUGACGCAAUAUUUGUUGUUCGGCAGCUGCAAGAAAAAUAUCUUGCAGUAAACAAACGGCUCUAUAUGUCGUUCGUGGACCUCAAAAAGGCAUUUGACCGUGUCCCUCAGAAGGUGAUCUGGUGGGCACUGUGAAAACUUGGUGUGGAAGAGUGGAUUGUGCGACUGGUGCAGGGGAUGUAUGCCAAUACUCAUAGCUGUGUUCGCGUUGGUGAUGGCUACAGUGAGGAGUUUGUUGUGAAGGUCGGAAUCCAUCAGGGGUCAGUACUCAGCCCUCUGCUUUUCAUCAUCGUACUCGAGGCUCUUUCACGCGAAUUUCGCACCGGUGUUCCCUGGGAGGAUCUGUAUGCAGAUGACCUGGUUAUCAUUACUGACUCAUUGGAUGAAUGUGUCAAGAGGUUCCUGACUUGGAAAAAAGCUAUGGAAAGGAAAGGACUGAGAGUGAAUGCGGGCGAAACCAAGAUCAUGAUCUGCGGUACGGGUCUUGAUCUACUUCAGGACUCGGGCAGCUUCCCAUGUGCUGUCUGUCGUACAGGUGUAGGCAGCAAUAGUAUUUUCUGCAAUGGCUGCAAGCACUGGGUGCACAAGAAAUGCAGUGGGCUCAUGCGUCUGUCUGUGGACCCUGUCUUUAGAUGCUCAAGAUGCAGGGGAACAACGGCUCGCCCUCUUGACGGCAGGCCGCAGAGUGAUAUCCAAGUUGGAGGUUGUAGGUUCCUUCUGCUACCUCGGAGACUUGCUUUCCGCAGCAGGUACAAGACCCGUGGUCGAGUGUAUAACAACUGCGUACAGAGCGCUAUGCUCCAUGCCAGUAAGACCUGGGCACUGACCAAGCCAAAUCUUCAUCGCCUACAGCGCAAUGACAGGGCCAUGAUAAGACAGAUCUGCAACAUCAACUCUGAAGAUAUGGCCACUGUAGGUUCAACUGAAUUGCUGGGGCGGCUUGGCACCGAUGACCUCGACCUCAUCUUAAGGGAAAGGAGACUCCGCUGGUAUGGCCAUGUUGUCUUAUCCAGUAGUGCAGUCAAGUGCACUCUCAACAUACAAGUUCCUGGUAGACGUAGAGUUGGUCGGCCAAUGCUAUCAUGGAGAGAGCUGACGGAGAAAAAAUGGAGAUCUGAGGUGAGAUCUGCCAUGCGUGCAGCUAGCCAGAUACCUGGAAGGGGGCCCACUAGUGUGGACAAUACCCGUAAUUCUGCACGUAAAUAAAAAGGAGCCGACAACAACAACUGUUUUAUCAAUAUAUUCACCGUUGCAAACCACGCCUAAUGUACAUACAUACGGUACUCCCGGACUUAGUAAGUGUGACUAGCGUGGAUGCAAUAUACAUGUAUUUGGUUUAUUGUAUUAUAAACGAACCAAGCUAUUGACACAUUUAUAUCUGCUGAACAAUAUCAUAUUAGAAUUUGAAGAGUAAAGGUAUUUUAUUUCUAUAGGUAUAUGAUAUGGUUUGUAUGUAUUGUAGGUUUAUAGACUUUAGAUUUCAACUUGUGCUGCUAGUUUUUAUGAUAUCAUUACGUACAUGAUGUAAAUACUGUGAUAGUUUAUUGGACAAAGAAGUAGGUACAGUUUCUACUGUCCCAGAAAAUAGAUGAUUUCAGCAGGGGUCCCAAAAUCUGGCAUUCAAAUAAGGAAUAUAUAAGCAAAUCAAAACUACGUUUAAUUUGAUCCGAAAUUACUUUGUGUUGUAUGACAGGAGCGUGAAGUUGGCAUAAAAUUGCCAAAAAUGCCAAAAUCAAUGAAAAAUUCCAUAAAUUCAGGGUGUUUUCCUUUCAGAAAACACAGAGCCCAUGCGUCGAGCAAAUUCAUAUUCGAAUACAUUUUUCUUCUUCUCUUAAUACACAAUAUAUAUUAAUUGCAUUU
Messenger RNA from Ostrea edulis (European flat oyster), 4260 nucleotides. RefSeq lists its product as uncharacterized. Lineage: Eukaryota; Metazoa; Mollusca; Bivalvia; Ostreida; Ostreidae. The coding region runs from base 2578 to 3606 and encodes 342 amino acids. The record is from RefSeq and is a predicted model, not a curated record. The transcript has a single exon.